Messenger RNA from Gadus chalcogrammus (walleye pollock), 1454 nucleotides. RefSeq names its product mitochondrial uncoupling protein 2-like. The transcript has 8 exons. Gene Ontology annotation, biological process: mitochondrial transport; adaptive thermogenesis; mitochondrial transmembrane transport. Bases 426 to 1361 code for a protein of 311 amino acids. Gene Ontology annotation, cellular component: mitochondrial membrane. Gene Ontology annotation, molecular function: oxidative phosphorylation uncoupler activity. The record is from RefSeq and is a predicted model, not a curated record. Lineage: Eukaryota; Metazoa; Chordata; Actinopteri; Gadiformes; Gadidae.
GACACGCAGCGUGUGGCUCGAGCCGCCCUCUGAUCGCCUCUCCUCUCUGACACAUGGGCUUCCGCCUCCCGGUAUAAAUACCUUGACGGGACUCCACUUCCACGAGUCCGCGCUUUACACGGAGCUACUGCACACUGGAUUCGCAUAUUGGAAGUUUAUUUUUGAAGGUUGCAAUCCGAUUUUUCGAAGACUUUUUAAAAAGCUUUUCCACGUGCCUUCCACAGUGGUAUGCUGGGUCGUUUAUAUGGACAGCAGAAAAGCCAAAGUAUUUUUCAUGCAAAGGAGAGACUAUUCUUUACCUGAAACCUGAAGGUCGGUUGCUCUAUAAGCGAUCUCCUGAUGCUCCGAGAAUCCUUGGCGUGUCCAACGUCGUCUGCAUUCCCACACAGAGCUCUCCUCAUAACCAUUCGUAAGCGGUAACGGCAAUGAUGGUGGCUGUCCGAAGCGCAGACCGCAUGCCCCCUACCACCGCUGUGAAGGUCUUGGGAGCAGGGACCGCUGCGUGUGUCGCGGACUUGGUCACUUUCCCCCUGGACACGGCAAAAGUCCGGCUCCAGAUCCAGGGGGAAUCAAAGUCCUCCGGGAGCCUGCGCUACAAGGGCGUGUUUGGGACCAUCAGCACCAUGGUGAGGACGGAGGGGGCCCGCAGCCUGUACAGCGGUCUGGUUGCGGGACUCCAGAGACAGAUGAGCUUCGCCUCCGUCCGUAUCGGGCUCUACGACUCCAUGAAGCAAGUCUACACCCGGGGAUCAGACAAUGCGGGCAUCGGCGCGCGGCUGCUGGCCGGCUGCACCACGGGGGGCCUGGCGGUGGCUGUGGCCCAGCCCACCGACGUGGUCAAAGUCCGCUUCCAGGCCCAGGUCCGGCUCCCGGGGGCCGGCGCCGCCGCCCAGCGCUACAGCGGCACCUUCGACGCGUACCGCACCAUCGCGAGGGAGGAGGGGGUGAGGGGGCUCUGGAAAGGAUGUCUGCCCAAUAUCACCCGUAACGCCAUUGUGAACUGCUCGGAGCUGGUGACCUACGACCUUAUCAAAGAGCUCAUCCUCAAGCGCAAACUCAUGACAGACAACAUGCCCUGUCACUUCACGGCCGCCUUCGCCGCCGGUUUCUGCACCACCAUCGUGGCAUCCCCCGUGGACGUGGUCAAGACGCGCUACAUGAACUCCGCCCCGGGCCGGUACAGGGGGGCCACCAACUGCGCCAUCACCAUGCUCAUGAAGGAGGGGCCCCAGGCCUUCUAUAAGGGGUUUGUUCCCUCCUUCCUGCGUCUGGGCUCCUGGAACAUCGUGAUGUUUGUGAGCUACGAGCAGAUCAAGAGAGGCAUGAUGAAGGCCCACCAGUCCUGGCAGUCGCCUGUCUAGUCUGCGCUCUCCCGUCUGCCUUAUUGACACACUAUACAGUGUGUCAGAAGCAUCCACCGCCCACCCUCUGCAACGCAGCACUCGCUCCCCCCC